CAAAUUCCUCAUCGAUCUCUCUUCUCAAAUUUUAAUUCACAGUAAUGGUUUAGCUGUAUUCCUCUAUUUCUCUAAUUUCUCGGUUUUCAUCACUUAUCCAUUUCGCUUUAAAAUGUUGCAAGGUAAUUUGAUAUUUCUAGUGGGGAAGUCUUGAUUGUAGAGAGUCUGUUUACCUAGAUUAUGGCGGGUUGGCAGCGGCAUCUGCAGUCGCUAGUACGUCAGGUUGCAAAGAGAUAUGAAUGCAGCCGCGGUGCUUCAUUCAGCACUUUCAGUCAAGCAAAGGAUUCACGUGUGUCUGGUGCACUUCCCUCCUUGACUAGCCUCCGGAACUCAUUGUUUUCACCUGUCUCAACAUCACCGUCUCUAUAUACCCAGAAAUUGGGAUUCAGUAGUUCAAGGAGCUUGCUCGCUGCCGAAGGAACUCCUACAUCUUCACCCUUAAUACCAGCUCUACCAUCAAGUACUGGAACUGGAAAUACUGAAACUCAAAGGGCCAUUUCUAAAGCAGAAAAGGUUCAAGCAGUUUUGAAGGGAAUAAAGAUGAGUCCUAAGAAGUUAAAUUUGGUGGCUGCAUUGGUCCGUGGAAUGCGUGUUGAAGACGCGCUGUUGCAGUUGCAAGUGACGGUGAAGAGAGCGGCUAAAACUGUAUACCAGGUUAUACAUUCAGUUCGCGCCAAUGCAACACACAAUCACGGACUUGAUGCUGACCGCCUUCUUGUUGCGGAGGCAUUUGUUGGCAAGGGAACCCAUCUGAAGAGGGUAUCAUACCAUGCUAAGGGUAGAUCUGGCAUAAGAGAGAGAGCAAGGUGUCGGCUGACCGUGGUGGUAAGGGAGAUAACUGCAGACGAGGAGGCGGAGAUAGCUAAGUUGAAGGUGCACAACUUCCGCAAGCUUACUAAAAGAGAGAAGCGCCUCGUUCCUCAUACACUCAUCGAGACCACUCCCGUUUGGGAUCGCAAGAACAGAUCCCGAAGCCAAGAAUCAGCUGAAUAUUAGUUCACAAGUCAAACUGCUCCAAAUUCAAGUUGAUCAUCUGCUUUCUGCUGCUGCAUUUUUCUGCAAUCAAAAUUUGAAGACAGGUGGUGGCUAAUAAUGUCAUACUAGAAUACAACUAGACGCAGCAAAUGGUUGAAUUUUUUUGGAUGAGGUGAGAUGCUUGUUUUUAAUGUGCUUUCAAAUAUGAAAUGAGUGAGCUGUCCAAUUCUGCCACAACUAUUUCAACUGUUUUUUUCUAAAUAGUUUUUAAAUCCACUUUUUGUAUUGCUUCACCUACUUUUGGUAUGUAUUGAAUAUUUACACAAGUAUGUGGAAGAAAUUGUCUACAACAAAACAAAGUUUAAUUAAAAA
Messenger RNA from Salvia splendens (bonfire salvia), 1347 nucleotides. RefSeq names its product 50S ribosomal protein L22, chloroplastic. The record is from RefSeq and is a predicted model, not a curated record. Gene Ontology annotation, molecular function: structural constituent of ribosome. Bases 181 to 996 code for a protein of 271 amino acids. NCBI's taxonomy places the organism in Eukaryota, Viridiplantae, Streptophyta, Magnoliopsida, Lamiales, Lamiaceae. Gene Ontology annotation, cellular component: mitochondrial large ribosomal subunit; ribosome. Gene Ontology annotation, biological process: translation. The transcript has 6 exons.